Messenger RNA from Ziziphus jujuba (common jujube), 3555 nucleotides. RefSeq names its product homeobox-leucine zipper protein HDG2. Gene Ontology annotation, biological process: regulation of DNA-templated transcription. Gene Ontology annotation, molecular function: lipid binding; DNA binding; DNA-binding transcription factor activity, RNA polymerase II-specific. Lineage: Eukaryota; Viridiplantae; Streptophyta; Magnoliopsida; Rosales; Rhamnaceae. The transcript is spliced from 13 exons. The record is from RefSeq and is a predicted model, not a curated record. The coding region runs from base 885 to 3179 and encodes 764 amino acids.
GAUUUCUCUCUCAUAGCAAUUAAACCUCUCUUCCUACUAUUAAAUGCAAUUGCACCCUCUCAAUACGCUCUGCAAUUACUCCUCCCUGUCACAAUUUUCUCCAUCUGCUUCCCCCCUUUUCUCCACUACUCUCCUUUUGCUUUCCCUUCUCUCUCUCUCUCCUUCUCUCCCUCCCUUUUGAUCCUCCAUCUUCUUCUUCUUCUUCUUCUUCUUGGUUUUUCUUUUUGUACACCACUUAGAAAACCCAUUUCUGUUUGAACUUCCUUAAAAAAGGCUCUUAUUAAGUGGCCUAAAAAAACCAUUUUGUUUCGACCCAAACCGGAACCAAAUUCUUUAGCCCAAAACAGAUCUGGGGAUGAAAAAUCAUGGGAUUUAGUGAUAGGGUUGCAGAGAUAAAAGGAAACGUUUGGGGUUUGUGUGUAUGAGAGAGAUAUAGAAAGUGUAAAGACAGUUGGAUACUCCGAGAUAUUCGUGGGCGUUAUAUAUUCUUUUUUUUUUUUUUUUUUUAAAUUUCUUUUUGGGUUUUUAGUCUGAUUUUGGGACUUGCCAAAAAGCCGUAUCCAAAUUGUCAACCCUAACUUUCUUUUGUAUAAUAUUCUCUCUGUUUCACGUAAGAAACUGAUAGGAUUAAGUUAUAUAUUCUUUUCAAAGACAAAAAGAAAAAACCAAAUUGUCAGCUCAGUUCCCGUUUUUAUUUGAAAAGGAAAAAAAAAAAAAAAAAAAUCCUAUUUGCUCUCGCUUAGCCCACUGCUUGAGACUCUAGACCAACUUAAGUGAGAGUUUGAGAGCGGAACAUAAAUAGUUUUUAAGGUAUCUGGGUUUUAUAAAUAUGCCGGCCGGGAUUAUGAUUCCGGCGAGAAACAUGCCGUCGAUGGUCGGAAGGAAUGGAAAUGUUGGUGGUUUUGGGUCAUCUUCAGGACUUACUCUUGGUCAGAUUGAAAAACCAUAAGCCACUCUUCGAGAAUCUUAAAAGAUCUGUAGAUAUGUUCCAGCCAAACAUGAUGGAAGGCCAUCUCCACCCACUGGACAUGACACAGAACACAUCGGAAAGCGAUAUAGCCCGAAUCGGAGCCCGGGAUGACGAUUUCGACAGCGCUACUAAAUCUGGCAGCGAAAACCACGAAGGCGCUUCCGGCGACGAUCAAGACCCUAGGCCAAAAAAGAAGAGGUAUCACCGUCACACUCAGCAUCAGAUCCAAGAAAUGGAAGCUUUCUUCAAGGAGUGUCCUCAUCCUGAUGACAAGCAAAGGAAAGAACUUAGCAGGGAAUUGGGGUUGGAGCCUCUGCAAGUUAAAUUUUGGUUCCAAAACAAGCGCACCCAAAUGAAGACACAGCAUGAACGACACGAAAACACACAACUGCGGACGGAGAACGAUAAGCUUCGUGCUGACAACAUGAGAUACAGAGAAGCCCUAAGCAAUGCUUCAUGCCCCAAUUGUGGAGGUCCAACGGCUAUAGGAGAGAUGUCGUUUGAUGAACAUCAUUUGAGACUCGAAAAUUCUCGGUUAAGAGAAGAGAUUGAUCGCAUUUCAGCAAUAGCUGCGAAAUACGUAGGAAAGCCGGUGGUGAACUAUCCUCUUCUAUCUCCACCUGUCCCUUCACGUCCAUUGGAACUCGGCGUCGGAAACUUUGGUGGCCACCAAGCUGGAAUGGGAGGGGAGAUGUAUGGAGCUGGAGAUCUUCUCCGUUCAAUCAACGCACCAAGUGAUGCUGAUAAACCAAUGAUUAUCGAGCUUGCGGUUGCAGCCAUGGAGGAACUAAUAAGGAUGGCACAGAUGGGUGAUCCUUUAUGGAUGACCAGCCUCGAUGGAACUACUUCAGUGUUAAAUGAAGACGAGUAUAUCAGGACAUUCCCUCGCGGAAUUGGACCCAAACCUACCGGUUUUAAAUGCGAAGCUUCGCGUGAGACUGCCGUUGUCAUCAUGAACCACAUUAACCUUGUCGAGAUUCUCAUGGAUGUGGGUCAAUGGUCGACCGUGUUUUCUGGGAUUGUUUCGAGAGCCAUGACUCUUGAAGUUCUAUCAACUGGAGUAGCUGGGAAUUACAAUGGAGCCUUACAAGUGAUGACGGCAGAAUUCCAAGUGCCUUCACCUCUGGUUCCAACUCGUGAGAGCUACUACGUGAGGUACUGUAAACAGCAUGCGGACGGGACUUGGGCAGUUGUUGAUGUUUCUUUGGACAAUUUGCGACCUAGUCCUGCUGUCAGGUGUCGGAGAAGGCCAUCUGGCUGUCUUAUCCAAGAAAUGCCAAAUGGAUAUUCCAAGGUUACAUGGGUUGAGCAUGUAGAGGUGGACGAUAGAGGCGUUCACGAUCUAUAUAAGCAGGUGGUUAACUGUGGCAAUGCAUUUGGUGCAAAACGAUGGGUUGCCACAUUAGACAGACAAUGUGAACGACUAGCAAGUGCCAUGGCUACAAACAUUCCUACUGGAGAUGUUGGUGUGAUAACAAAUCAAGAAGGAAGAAAGAGUAUGUUGAAAUUGGCAGAGAGAAUGGUGAUUAGUUUCUGUGCUGGAGUAAGUGCUUCGACGACUCAUACAUGGACAACAUUGUCAGGAACUGGGGCUGAGGAUGUGAGGGUGAUGACCCGAAAGAGCGUAGAUGAUCCCGGCAGGCCUCCCGGUAUAGUGUUAAGCGCUGCCACUUCAUUCUGGCUGCCGGUUCCACCCAAAAGAGUGUUUGAUUUUCUCCGAGAUGAAAACUCUCGAAGUGAGUGGGAUAUUCUAUCCAAUGGAGGAGCAGUUCAAGAAAUGGCGCAUAUUGCUAAUGGUCGUGAUACAGGAAACUGCGUCUCUCUACUUCGUGUAAAUAGUGCCAAUUCAAGCCAGAGCAACAUGCUGAUAUUACAAGAGAGUUGCACAGAUUCAACAGCUUCUUUUGUAAUUUAUGCUCCAGUUGAUAUUGUAGCCAUGAAUGUGGUACUCAAUGGUGGCGAUCCAGAUUAUGUGGCUCUUCUUCCCUCCGGAUUCGCUAUUCUCCCUGAUGGAACUUCUUCUCAUGGAGGAGGAGGAGGUAUUGGAGAAACUGGAUCUGGUGGGUCUCUCCUAACCGUUGCAUUCCAGAUUUUGGUUGAUUCGGUUCCGACAGCUAAACUUUCUCUGGGCUCGGUUGCUACUGUUAACCAACUCAUUGCUUGCACCGUCGAGAGGAUCAAAGCUUCUUUGUCAUGUGACAAUGCAUGAACCCAUGGGUAAGAAAUUGGCAGAAGAAGGAAAGAAAAUGAGAAGGAAAAAUGAGAUUGAAACAAAAAGGUUUUGAGGAAAAUGCAAAAAUGUGGAGAAGUCAAGAGCGCACCUUAGGUGAUCCUUUCUAAGAAUUUCACCAAAGUGUAGAAGGGCUAGGGGUUCGGGUAUUGACUUCCUCGAACAAAUUAAACUAAGAAAGGCAAAGAGCUUAAGACCUUAUUAAUAUAAAAUUAAAGGAUCGAUCUCCAUUAGCAUUUUCACCAUAAUUAACUUUAUUAGUUAGGCUACUUUUAGAUCGAGCUGUUCACAAGUUGGGGAUGAUCAAUGCUUUUAUUCUCCUCUCUUUUAUUUAAUUUAUGUUUCCUUCUUCCAA